Molecule: messenger RNA, 1209 nt
Organism: Rotaria sordida
Lineage: Eukaryota; Metazoa; Rotifera; Eurotatoria; Philodinida; Philodinidae
Source: the annotation of a GenBank genome assembly
AUGUCUGGCUUUGACGAUCAUGAUGUGAAAAUUCGUCCUCCAAAUUCAACAAUAAUAUCUUCUGUUCAAUAUUUUCAUAUAGAAUUCAUAACAAUUGAUUUAUUGAGUCUUCUUGCUGUUGCACCAAUGCUUCAUACACUUAAUGGUAGUUUUGAAACUCCAGAUUUGAAAUUAGGUAUACCUCAUCCUCAUCUAUUGUAUUUGGAACGAUUACGGAUCGAACUGUGGGCUAUUAGUUGGACAGAGAUGACAACUUUAUUUUCUUCAUUUCCACGACUUGCCUAUUUGACAGUCAUUGCUGAUAAUGUUGAUAUUGAUAUGGCUAAUGGUUUCGCUUGGGCACAAUUGUUGAAAUACGUAAAACAUUUCGAAUUUAAAUUUCAAUUCUACUAUGAUGCUUUUGAACAACAAUCACUUAAUCUUGACUCAUUUCGCACGAAAUUUUGGCUUGAAGAGAAAAAAUGGUUUGUUACAUUUGAUCGAAGCUCGAACACUAACGAUUCUUCAAUACUCUAUUCGAAUUCUUCUUCUAUUAUCAUUUAUCCACCACAUGAAAUUUUUGGAACACUAAUAUCAGAAACAACCGCAUCAGAACCAACAUUAUUUUCUCAUGUUCAUUGCUUAAUAAUUAAUGAUCAAUAUUUGAAAUAUCCGCUCUUAUAUCGUUAUACUCAUAUCAAAGAAUUGUAUUUGUCACAAGUUACUACUAUGUUAUCUACAACGCUCAAGGAUCCCGCAAUCGGUCUUGAUACGUCGCGAAUUCUGACAUGUAAUAUUGGUCCUGAGUGGAGUAGAAAUCCAUCGUACGAACACAUCGAAUUUUUACAUAGUUUGCCUUGUUUGCGUCGGUUGAAAGUCUCUGGUAUUAAUCUCAAACGUCUUUUUCUUCAUCAAUGGCCUCAUAUUGUUGAUUUGAAGAUUGAAUAUGACUUUCAGAGUAGACUUCAUGUAUUAUAUUCAAAUGAUAUCGAUGCACUUUGUCAUUCGUUUACUCAUAUCAAACGACUCGAUAUUCAUUCAUCAUUUAUUACUGAUCUACCACUACUUUUAAAUAGAAUGAAGAAAAUAUUAACAACUAUAGUCAUCAGACAACCACGCAAGAUCAAUGAUGAACAAUUGAUAACAUGUGAAUGGAUCGAACAAAAUACAGAACUAAAAAAAUUUUACUAUACAUGUGACUUUUGGAAUUCUGUUAGAUUAUGGCUUUGA